Cladocopium goreaui is the source of this 1388-nucleotide messenger RNA. The record is from the annotation of a GenBank genome assembly. NCBI's taxonomy places the organism in Eukaryota, Dinophyceae, Suessiales, Symbiodiniaceae.
UCCAAUGAGAGCAGCGCGAAGUUUGAAAACUUUCCCCACACUUCCGGUCUUAGACCGAGAAGACUCACGAAGUUCCUUCGCGGAGGGGCAGCUGGUGAAGAUCAGGAAUACCAGUGAAGAGGAGGCCAAACGCGUUUUCGACGCCAGCGGCAUCCACUGGAACUCCUCCAAGGCACAGCUUUUGGGCUCCGUCGGGGAGCUGCGCAGCGCCGCGGAGAACUACUACGCCGUCUAUACCCCUGAUCGUUCAGACUGGUGGCGCUGGCCACUCUCCAUGCUCCAGGAGGUAGACGAGGACAGCAUUUGCACAGAUCGUGUCAACUUUCAGCAAGGACAUCUAGUGAAAGUACGAAAGCUAGACCUGGAUGAGGUACAGCGGCUUUGUUCCGUGCCUGAUACGCUUCCAUGGGAGCCCAACCUACAAGAUGAGGUGGAGGGCGUCACGUGGAAGCCCAGCAUGGCGCAGCUGCUGGGCUUUGUGGGCAAGGUCGAGACGCGGCGGAAGGAUAGCUGCCGGGUGAGCUUUGGAGACUCACUCGUGUGGUGGCCUUUGACAAUGCUGGAGGCUCCUUUAUGCCCACAGGGUCAUUUGCUGCGCCUGGCAACGGCAGAAUUCCACAUCUGUAACGGCUGCGGCUGCGGUUUGUCGGACACCUCGGCCCAUUGCGGAGAGUGUCAGCAACACUUCUGCUCGCAUUGUGCGCAGGAGGAAAUUGGAGAGUCAAUUGAAGUUGGCGCCAGGGUCCGGUUUUUGAACAACGCCGCAGAUGUCUGUUGGAAUGACUGCCCCGGAGACAGCUUGCCCUUUUUGCGAGGCGACCUUUGUCGCAUCUCCGAGUUGCAGGGCGCCUGGUUUCGCUCGGGCCAUCUGUGGGCUCCAGUGGCGGCGGUCGAAGCGUAUUCCGCAACGGAGGAUCCCGACGAUCUGAGUCAGUGGAAGGGAGCCGGUACCGAUACCCAUGAAGUGGACUAUGGGGCAGAGGAAUGGGCGAGCACCAGCACCGAUUUGAAGGAGAUUCCAACUCCCAUGUUUUCGCUGGUGGCACGCGAAAGACUUUUGCUGUGCGAAUCGUGCUGGAGCAGCGUUCCUCCGCACGACACGAUGAGUUGUGCCAUGUGCCACGGCACCACGAGCCUUCGUCCUUCGUAUCGAGAACGAUGGCAGAGUCAGUUUGGUGGUGCACCAGGCCUAGAGAUUUGCCCCAAGGAGGCGUGGUCUGGACAGGAAGCUCAACACUCAGGGCAAUCCAUUCUGCGAAAGCAAAUGGCUGCCAUGGUGGAGGAAUUGACUCGGCAGAGGGCAGAAAUUCAACAACUCAGAUGGGAGAAGGAAGAACUACGAAGAGAACUGGAGCAGAGAGCCACUUGAACAGUGGGUUUGUCUAUCG